Messenger RNA from Pleuronectes platessa (European plaice), 4964 nucleotides. Its product is annotated as trafficking protein particle complex subunit 14. NCBI's taxonomy places the organism in Eukaryota, Metazoa, Chordata, Actinopteri, Pleuronectiformes, Pleuronectidae. The transcript has 12 exons. Gene Ontology annotation, molecular function: alpha-tubulin binding. Gene Ontology annotation, biological process: cilium assembly. The record is from RefSeq and is a predicted model, not a curated record. Bases 289 to 2004 code for a protein of 571 amino acids. Gene Ontology annotation, cellular component: TRAPPII protein complex.
AUAGAUUAGCUUGGUCUGGUGUUCGCUCUGUUUUGGUAAUCUACUAAACAUCCUGUUUCUGUUUGGACUAGUAAAAGAGUUAAAGGAAGUGUAGCGGGGAAGGUGGAUGCGUAUCGCUUGAAUGUGACUUGAAUUAUGUUUCUUACGGAAUUUGGAUGUUAGAUUGUUUCAGACGCAUGGUCAUGCGUUUUGUUUUCACGCAUGAAAAUAUCGCAGCAUUGGUUUGUUGACAAUGCAGCAGGUGGUUCACAGUAAGCUAAUGUUAGCUGACUCUAAUUAGUGGUUGCUAUGAUGGAACCACUUUGCGAGUAUUUCAUGUAUUUUCCUGCCGCUCCAAUAUCGAGUCUCUUGGAUCCGGCGGAGUACGCAACUCUUCCGCGGCGAAAUCACGUCUACCUCGGCGAGACCGUCCAGUUCCUGCUGGUGCUGCGGUUCCGGGAUGACCGCUCCAGUGGGUUACCCUGGAAGGACCAGCUGGGAUCUCUGUCUGCUGUGGCGAGUGUGUGCGUCGCUGAGAGCCGGCAGCCGAGGCACGGUGAGGGGCAACCAGACCUCCAGAGCAGCUGCAGCGAAGACGACGAGGAAAAAGAUCUAAGGGAGAGGGAAUCCGGAUGCACCGACAGCAACCGGACCUUCAAAGCGUGCAACACGUUUCUCGUUCACAAGAACCCGGCGUCUGAUGGGCGACUGGAUGGGAAGGAACCGGUUAAGUCUGCUCUGGUGUUAGAUGACCAGGUUAUCUUCUGCCUCACAGUCUCUUUGGACAAGCUGCCAGUGAACACACUCAAAGCCAAGAUCAUGGUGACUUUGUGGAAGCAGGAGGAAGAAAAUGUGGAAGUGAGGGAACAUGGCUACCUGACUCUUCUGCAGCUCAGGAGCCCAACACACACCUUCAGACAGGACCUGAGCACCUUCAAGGCACAGGUCAACACCACCCUGAAUGUUCUGCCACCUCCCAGCGUCCAGUGUCAGCAGCUGACCGUGUCUGGAAAACACUUGACAGUUCUUAAAGUGGUGAACUGCAGCUCUCAGGAGGAGAUGUGUGUAAGAGACAUGAAGAUCCUUCCCAACUAUAACUUGUCCUAUCUUCCGAUGAUGCCAGAUGGUUCAGUGCUCAUAGUUGACAAUGUGUGCCACCAAUCAGCUGAGGUCACCAUGGCGUCAUUCUAUCGGAUAGAUAGUGAGUCAUCACGCUUACCAAGCACGCUCGGUGCCCUGGAGCAACAGAACUUUCUAUUUCAGCUACAGCUUCAAAACAAACCAGAAGAGGACUCCAGUGAGGGUAUGGAAAUCCCUUUGGUGGCUGUGUUACAAUGGUAUUCUCCAGCACUUCCUCUCACAAGAUAUAUCUCUAGUUAUUACUCGUUGCCCAGUAUUCGCUUGGAUCGUCCUCAGCUGGUGAUGACAGCUUCCUGUCCAAGGGCAGUCAGGCCUUUGGAGCACUUCUGGGUAAAAUACACCCUCCUGAACAACUUGCAGGACUUUGCCGUCCAUCUGAUCUGGAAUUCUGAAGCUCAAAGUCAUCAGCAGGACGCCAGGGAUGAAGCAGUGGUGUGCCAGUCUCCUAUCAACAACCUGGGACAGUGUAGCAAGGGCUCCACCCUCUCAUUCACUGUGGCCUUCCAGAUCCUCAGAACUGGACUCUUUGAGUUAAGCCAGCAUAUGAAACUGAAGCUUCAGCUCACAGCUACUGUGUCCACUCCUCCUCCUCGAUCACCCCUGAAGAAAUCUCCAUUAUCAUCAAGCUUGGUAGCCGGUGAGCUUCUAGAGACACGUACCCUGGGCCGAUCUCAGAGCUUCUCCCACCAACAGUCGGCCAGAUCAAACCAUAUUAGGACAGGCAGUGUGAUGGAGCAUCGGGGAAUCACACCACUUAUGGGACCUUCAAUGGGCAGAGCCACCCAGCUUCCCCCUGACCACACCCUCAUUUCAUUGGACAAAGUAGCCAAGAGAAAGUGUAAAGUGUUGGUGCUGGAACAUGUCCAAGAGGCAUACUGCAGAUGACGUGGAGAGGAAUGUUGUAAUGAAGAUACAUUCGUCAGUGUUCAUCGAUCAGUCCAGGCUCCAUGGAAGGAGGAGCAGAGAAGAGUAGAAUCAAAGGCCAGGAGGAGUGGUGUUGACGUGGUGGAAAGAUGCUGCUCUGCAGAGAUGAUGAAAGGAAAAGCCCUCGUCAAGCCACAGCGGUUAUUCAUUUCACUGGUUUAUCAUUUCACUGGAUUACUUACCAGUUAUUUUUUUUCGUAAGACAUUUUCUCCAAGCCUGCAUUUAAUUUAAGUCUGUGGGAUAUUUUUUACUCUCCUAUGUCUGGGUGAUUUUGUUGUAAUUACAUAUGAAGGUUUAAGGGUUUUAUUAAAGCAUCAUUGACUGUUUUUUUUUGUAUACGGCAGCUCACGUGUCAUUUUGGAUUGUCAGUAAGGAAACCUCUGAUUGGCUACAUUUGUAUGUACACUUGUUUGCCAUCACAGUCAGAAAAGUUCCAACUCAGCUCCAUCUGGAAACGAAGAGUCUGCAGCAGUCCCAGUUCGACCUUGUGCACACUGUCUGUUUAUCUGUUUCCCAUGACCUCCUUGCAAAUAGCCCUGAGCCCAGCUGCAGCCAACACCUUCAGGAUAAACUGGACCUCUGGCUAUUACACAGACUGAAGAGCAGCACAUUAAUCAUUACACAUAUCAUAUACUGCCGGAAGGUUUGGCCGUCUAUACCUUUGGCCAUGUAGAUAACUAGAAAGCUUGUCUCCAAAGCCAGCUAGGUUCUGGUCAGAAAGAGUAUGUGCUAAGCUAAGCUAAACGUGUGCUGAAAGUAAUUUUGUUCUGUGCUGAAAAUCGAAACUGAUAUUAAUCAACAGUCAGAUUCUGGGUAAUGAAGCAAUAACAGAGGCCCCACAACCUCAGACUGCUCCUUUAAAUAAUCGUGGACAUAUGCUGCUCUAUAUUCGGACUGGGUAGAUCCUAUGGUUUUUAACAGCAAUCUUUUUUUUUUGGUCCAUAAAAUCCUGAAACAUGCUACUCUGUUAGGAUAAUGUAACUACGGUAAUAUAUUAAUGAAAAUGAUAAUGGCUGUCUUUGUAAUUGGACCACAAACAUGUUAUAGUCAGUUUAUAAAAGUUUACAGCCAAUUCGAGGAAGCGAUAUGCUCAGACUGACUUUCAUCUGUAAAAAUCUAUUUUCAAAAUAGGACAUAAUUUCAAUGUGAAUGUAUUGCAGCUUCAGAAAGGAGUCCUUACACAGACUGAUUUGAUCUAUAUUGUGAAUGUUGAAUUUAUUCUUGUAAGUUCUGUAGAAUCUAGUUUUAAAUGGAUGCUUUUAGUCUUUAGUUUGAACUGUCUGCAGUCGAUCAGUGCAUCGAUGUACCAAAAACUUUUGCAGUGUACUCUCCUUGUUUUGUUGUACGUGAAGUUUUCCCCAGCUGUGCAUCACAAGAUAUAUAAUCUGAAUGAAAGCUGUCAUGAAUAAUGUGAAGUGCAGUGGGGGCAGGGUGGAGGUAAUGGGGUUCUACUGGCAUUUAGUUUCUUUUACAUUUCUAGAUUUAAGUCGUCCCAGUGAACGAGGCGCAGAACAAUAUGGUCUUAUGGGACCAUUAAAGUCUCAGCUCAUUAAAGGCUUUCAGGCAGCUGUUUAAUGCAGGUUAAAAAAUGUGUACAGAAUCACCUGACCUACCUCUCAGUAUCGGGUCACACCUGCUAAAUAAGCAAAGGUAUAAGAUGCCACAGAGACUUAGGUUGUGCCUGAAAUCCUUCCCCCUCCCCACUGUUUGGACAGUUCUAUGUAGAGUCUAUACAGUGGGCUCAUCAGUGCUCAUUUUCUCUGUAACACAAUUGUCAAUGUGCCACAUCAAUAAAUACCUGAAGCGUUUUAGAGAUAAAUACAUAUUUUACUGAGCGUUUUUUCAACACAAAUAUUUAUUGUCUGCUACAACUUUCAAUUCUCUUAAAUCUAGGCCUUUUCUGUUAUCAGCUGCUUUUUAGUGAGUCACAUCAGGUUUUUUUCAUCUUUGUCUAUGUUACUUAUACAAAAUGUAUUUUUUGUAGCUGUAAAUAAUCUCCAUUCAUUUAUUAUACGAAACUGUAUUGGGAAAGACUAACCUCAUAGCCUCAUGGAGUUAAAAGUUUUAAUCAGAUGACACUUGAUGUGACAUCAGAAAGGCUGUUUCAUCAGGCGGACAGAGCAGAACUAGUUACUCUGGAAAAUACUGUAUAGACUGUUGUGAUUGAACCCACUGACACAAAGUGUUGUCAGUGUAAUUUGCUCACCAUUCCAAGAGAAUCUGGUAAUUUAAAUCCCACUGAUGUUCCUGCCCUUUUCAACAAAAAGCUUUCUCCUGCAGCUUGUUAACAGAUGUGAAUCGCAGGGAUUCCAAACACAUCUGGAGAGUUUAUCUAAGCGUAGGAUUACAAAGCCCAGCUAGUUAAUCCACAAGGUUAAAAUGCUCACUCCACAAGUUCAUUGUUGGAUAGACUGACAUACAUACAUACAUACAUACAUACUCAACAUUUGAAUUACCAGUAGGACUCAGAGAUAAGUUGUUUUGGAGAGAAGUUUUAGGGUUUAUCAUUCAGAGAACAUUACUGUGCUUUGUCAAUUCUUUCAAUAUUUUAUUUGGGUUUACAAAUGGAUUUCAGAAAAUGAACUUUGUAGACCACACACCACCUUGUAAUGGACCAAAGUACUGGUUUUAAACCAGAAUAGAAAUUUCAAAGCAAGCCACUUGCCGUUUGUACCAUUCUACAAAAGGGGAAUGAAAUAUAUUCUACACAGCAGCAAUGUCGGAACUAACUUUUACUGUAAUUUCAAAAAUAUCUUCAAUGAUUGUAUUAGAAUAGCAUAUAAUGUUGGGAAUAAUAAUCUCUCUAAUUUUUCAUUUCUGGAGCAGAACUCAAUCAGGUAGAGAAAGAUAGCAUUUUAAUGUUUUCUUAUUGUGUCUCUUUAAAUUAAAAAACAAAUAAAACUUUCAUUCUACAUUUUAA